Molecule: messenger RNA, 2144 nt
Organism: Cephus cinctus (wheat stem sawfly)
Lineage: Eukaryota; Metazoa; Arthropoda; Insecta; Hymenoptera; Cephidae
Exons: 2
Coding region: 211-2058 (615 amino acids)
Source: RefSeq, a predicted model, not a curated record
CGAAUGUCACGAACCGUUAAUAACGAGAAGUUGUCAAAAAGCUAUAUCGACAUAAAAAUGAACCUCCAAAUUUUCAGUACAUAAUCAUAAAAGCAAAUUUACCUGUUUCCCAGAUUAUACCAGAAUGCAGUUAGUCAAGUGAGUGCAAAUACUUUUCAGCAAGAAUCCCAAAGCCCUCAGCGAGUACAGUGUGUUCGCAGUAUCGGUGCAAUGAAUCAACAAGGACCUUAUCUGCAAAGUCCUUAUUAUCAAGGGUUUCAGUCCGAUGGGUUUCCUUUAAAUCAACAAAAUUCCUGCCAGCCGUUUCCACAUAACCCUUACAACGUCGUACCGUCACUAGGACAGAAUCAACAAGUAUUCUCUGCCGGUCACUUGCCUCCAAAUUUUGCUGACCACUCUCGUCCCUAUCUGGGAAACACGGCGCCUGUGUUAAUAUUUCCAAACUGUUGUCCUGCGAAUCCUCUUUCCACAAUCCCGCCACCCUUACCGCAACAACCCGUUACAACGUCCAGUUUACCGAUAGCCCUGAAUUAUCCGUUACUGAGUGUCAAUUACACCCCGGGACUCCCAUUCUAUUUUCCCGGCUCUUGUUAUACAUUUCCGAUUACGUCGCCUAUCUGCGAUCCCUCGGCAUGGCAAAAGGACAAUAAGAAUGGUUGCGCAUGCUGCCAGAGGAGACACGAGUUAUCGUCAGGAUCGCAAAAGAAUUCUGGCACGUCGUGUCGCGAAGACGCAAAUGAGAAUCAUCGUUGUCACCAGGGUAAUGACGGCACCAUUUGCAAUAAGAAGAACUGUCCAUCCUCCAUUAAUUUACAAGCUCUCGUUUCGCAAUUGCUGUCCCUACAAGGAAUUGUUCCCUGUGCGGCGAGUAGAAUAAUUCUGAAGAAAAUUCCUGGUUCUGACAUAACUGCUCCUAUAGACGAGACGGUGGCUUGCGCCCAAAAAUCAAUUGGUGCGCUUAACAAGGACCAACUUUUAGCUGAAGCCAGAAACGCACAACAAGUUAACGCCUUGAUAAACCUUCAUAUGACAGCGAAUCCGCCGUCAAAUAUAAUACCAAUCCUGACAAUGGUUCAGCUGAAAGUGAACGUUCUGAAGGCGCAAGUGGAAAAUCUUGUCAAUCAGAAAAUCGUAGAGAGUCAAUCGCUCGGGGUGACGGCCAAUAACAAUUUAGAUCCAGUGGUACUCUCGCUGAAAUCGGAUGCUGAAUUGCGGGAGAUUCUGAAUGCACUGAGACAAAAGGAAUCGGACGAAAGAGUCAGCAUGAAUUUUGCGCCCUACCAUUCACAACGUAUCAUAGCCGAAGCUCGAUUGACUAAUCUUCAAAGUAAGAUAAGCCAAGUGGAGGAUGAAAUGGAGAGGAGGAGGAACAACGCACUGCCGAGAACACCUCUUCGCCAUCUUCCUCAGAAUAUUCCCAAUUUUGGAUCCGCCUUUGGUACAACGUUCUAUACACUUUCCGAAUCAGCAUACACUACUAUUACGGCCCCGGACGAGCAAAACUAUCAGUCACCAAAUCCAUUUAUAAUCCAGGUUCGCAGUCCUAGGAAGUUGUACCUGAAGCCUCACGUGGGCAGCCCUGAGACCACGUAUGCGUCAAAGACACGUCAAGCAGUGGAACCACGUUGCACCUGUAGCCCGGAUGAUGCUGAGAAAGGAGAGAAUGAGGAAAACACUGUGACGUCUGGUAAGCUCACGUGCCAAACGCAAGAAUCCAUUGAUGAGAUUAACAAAGAACUUGAUACUCUUCGUACAGAUGCUGAAAAUAACGUAGGCAUGCAUCCAGAAAAGAAUCCAGAAGAUUCAAAUAAGAUCGUACCGAAAAUGUAUUCGGGCGUUGGCGAGGAAAGUAAGGAUGAUUUUGGGUCAAAAGAUAAGAAUAGAGUUCAAUUAAAGUCUGUAGAAUUGGCGGGCGAAUCACAGGAAUCGAACAAAUCAGGCGAAUCGAAUGAGCUAUCUACGACGAAGAAAGGUCCAAAAGGGAUUUGCAGUGGGGAAUCGGAAAGUGAACUGGACGAGACUAAAGGGAAUGAGAAUUCUAGAGAUUGGAACGAGUGAAAGGUUCCGUACCAUAUGUUCAAAUUGUUUAGGCAGGAGAGAAAACGUAAAAGUGAAAAAAAGACAAAAUGAUUAAUGACUUGGGA